AUGACUGCAGCGAGUGAUUGUCAUUGUUUACUAUGCAAUAAUAUGCUUGUCACCAAUGAUUUCGCUGCUAGAAGCCAAGCUGAAGAUGGUCUUCGACAUCUCCAUGAAUUCUGCCAUCUAGUUUCACCAGAAUCAUCCGAAGAUCUCUUUAAGAGCCUCAUUCAAGAGAUGUUCAAAUGGCAAUACAUGAAAAAACUCAAAGAAAAUAUUAUAACAGCGACUAGUGGAUUUUUCCCAAGUAGAUUCCAAAGAGAAUACCAAAUCUUGGAAAAAAUCGGUGAGGGAUUGAACUGUGAAGUGUAUUCCGUUCUACACCUUGUCGACAAGCAUAUAUACGCUGUAAAGAAAAUUACAAUCGAUUAUGAUCCUGAAGAAUGCGAUUCUUUGUUUAACGAGACAAAAAUCAUGGCAAAGAUCAACCACAAGAAUGUAGUUAGAUACUAUGCACCUUGGGUUGAAUUCGAUAUUUCUGAUUCGAAUAUUCUUCCGAUUGAGUACUCAGAAGACCACAAAGGCAAGAUAUCUAAGAGGAAAGGUGGUAAGAUACACUGCUCCUUCUAUAUCCAGAUGGAGCUCUGCUCAAAAAUGCCAGUUUCAAAGUUAUGUCAAUCCAUUGAACCUAUUUCAGUUUUAGCAAAGGCGAGGGAUGUAGCUGAAGGUCUAGCUUACAUACAUCAGAUGGGUAUAGUUCACAGAGACAUAAAACCAUCAAAUAUCCUCAUUGGAAUGGAUGGUGAACCAAAGAUCGCCGAUUUCGGUAUUUCCAUCAAUACAGACUCUAUCAACGAGAUAGCAAUGGAAAGUUCAACCGAACUCUACGCUUCUCCAGAACAUUACGAUUCUACAAAGAUUUCAGAUAAAAGCGACAUCUACAGCCUUGGUUUGACAAUGUUCGACUUAUUUGUCAGGCCAAAGACAAAGAUGGAGCAUAUCAAGACCAUGGUUAACCUUAGAAAGAACCGUGUUUUCCCAGACGAUUUCCCUGACAUUCCGAAACUGAAGGAACUCAUUUGCCACAUGAUCGAGGAAGAGCCAGAAGACAGACCAAGUGCGGAAGAAGUAAUCGAUUUUCUUUCAGAAAUUAUUGAUAAAUAA
Messenger RNA from Trichomonas vaginalis G3, 1095 nucleotides. Its product is annotated as regulation of endoplasmic reticulum stress-induced eIF2 alpha phosphorylation. Gene Ontology annotation, cellular component: cytosol. NCBI's taxonomy places the organism in Eukaryota, Parabasalia, Trichomonadida, Trichomonadidae. The transcript has a single exon. Gene Ontology annotation, biological process: protein phosphorylation. The record is from RefSeq and is a predicted model, not a curated record. Gene Ontology annotation, molecular function: ATP binding; eukaryotic translation initiation factor 2alpha kinase activity. Bases 1 to 1095 code for a protein of 364 amino acids.